CGUCGCUCCGCCGCGUAUGAUUCAUAAGGGUCGGGACCGCUGCCUUCAGGAAGAGAAGCGAAAUUUUCCACGCCCGGAGAUGCUGGAGGUCGGCCUGCGAGUCGUCCGCGGCCAGGACUGGAAAUGGGACGAUCAGGAUGGCGGCGAGGGCCACGCCGGGACGAUAGUGGAGAUCGGCAGGCCCCCCUCCGCGGGAAACUCCACCUCCAGCCCGAAUCCCACCGACCGGACGCCGGACAAGACGGUCAUCGUUCAAUGGGACCACGGCGCGAGGAGUAACUACAGGAUCGGCUACCAGAACGCCUACGACCUCCUGGUGUUCGACAACGCGGCCGCUGGCGUCAAGCACUCCAACAUCAUCUGCGACGGCUGCAAGAGGCACGGGAUAAUCGGCAUCAGGUGGAAGUGCACCGAGUGUUUCGACUACGACCUCUGCACGCAGUGCUACAUGGCCGACGUGCACGAGUCGACGCACACCUUCGAGCGAUAUCAGACUGCGAAUUCCGUGGGAGUCCGUCUGGGGCCGAGGGAAGGGUGCGCCAAGAUACCGCUCAAGGGGAUCUUCAUAGGGGCGAAGGUGAUUCGCGGGCCGGAUUGGGAGUGGGGAAAUCAGGACGGCGGACGUGGGAAAACCGGCAGAGUCAUGGACAUACGCGGAUGGGACAACGAGAGCAGCCGGUCCGUCGCGACCGUCACGUGGUCCACAGGCAGCACCAACGUGUACCGGUUAGGCUUCAAAGGCUGCGUGGAUCUGUGCUACGUAGAGGAGGCCGAUGCUGGUACUUACUACAAGGAGCACCUGCCGUUGCUCGGCCAGCCGGUCCUGACCGUGCCGGAUAACGGAAACAGCACGACACCGACGAAGAACGGUGUCGCCAGCAUCGCGUCUAGUCCGCACCCUUUAACGUUCAACGUUGGCGACAAGGUGAAAGUGCUAAUGGAGGUUGAUACGUUAAAGGAGAUGCAGGAUGGACACGGUGGAUGGAACCCGCGUAUGGCUGAGUACAUAGGAAAGAUCGGCACGGUGCACCGGAUUACGGACAAAGGAGACAUUCGCGUGCAGUACGAGGGCUGUCAUAAUAGGUGGACCUUCCACCCGGGUGCUCUGACGAAGGUUACCGCUAAGGACGCGUUCUCUCUUGGCGAUAUAGUCCGCGUGAAGAGCGAUCUGGCCGCCGUCAAGCAAUAUCAACGUGGCCACGGUGAAUGGAUAGACGUGAUGAAAAAUGCUCUGGGGAAAACCGGGAAAGUAAUUAAAAUCUAUUCCGAUGGCGACUUGCGCGUGGCGUUGGACAUACACGGUCACACAUGGACGUUUAAUCCUCUGAGUGUCGUCCCGGUGUCUUCCGGCGCGAACGCCACGAGCGCCACGACUGCCCACGUGCAGUGCGUGAGGGUAUUGCUGCGAUUUCAUUGCGACGUUAAUCUCCAGGACUCGUACGGCGAUACAGCGUUGCACGACGCGAUCGGAAAGGACGCGUUGGACGUGAUCGACGCGUUAUGCACCUGUGACAGGGUUGACUUCACGUUGCGAAACAAACGGGGCUUCAACAUCCUCCAUCACGCCGCGCUCAAGGGCAACGCUCAUGCAACGGAGAGGCUGGUUGCACGCGCGCGUCACUUGGUGGACGUGAAAAAGGAGGAUGGAUUUGCAGCGUUGCACCUGGCGGCGUUAAACGGACACAGGGAAGUUGCAGCUAUUCUUCUGUCACAGAACGGCGGCCGCGCAAAGGUCGAUCUGCGCAACAAUCGGCGGCAAACGCCGUUGCACCUGGCGACUUCGCAGGGCCACUGGUCGCUCGUUGAGCUGCUGGUGCAUCACAACGCGGACGUCGGCAGCACAGACGAGGACGGUGACACCGUGCUACAUAUCGCGAUAGCCAAGAGCCCGAAUCAACAGACUGCCGUGCCUACAUCCGAAAGUAGCCGGGAUUCACCGCUAAUAUAUGCCAUCUGGCAGAACCUGGCGAGGCAAGGCGCAAAGACUGAAUUAGCAUUAGCUUGUUUCCUGGUAAGCGUGGACAGAAGUUGUAAACUCCUUGAGCAGGUCAGAAACAACAAGGACAAGACGCCGCUCGAUCUUCUGGAAGGCACUCCACAGGCCACUCUGCUCGCCGAUCUUUUACGCUCUUACAAAUACCAAAGUCACAGCACGCAAUUAGAGAUAGAGAACAAUCCAUCAACCGGUUACGUUGAGCCACCUACGUAUCGGAUAGACAACAUAUCGCAGUCGGAAGGAUUGCGUGGCGCGAAGAAGAAUGUAGCCGGUUCUGGCGACGCAGCGGAGUGUCGGAAUUGCUCGGGGAUUAUAGCAGACGCGAAGCAGGAGAACCGAAUUGAUCCUAGCAGUAGCGUUACGCUCGUUGGUUGUGCACGUUGCGGCCAUACCGUCGUUAAAACGCAAGCGCUUCAAGACGGUCAGCUGGCGACAGGUGAGGGUUCCAUAGCCAAUCCGGAGGACAGAUCGAAGGACUCGUUGGAGGGCAAACGGAAGGAGGAGAUCGUCGACAGGGAGAAGGAAAAGGACAAGGAUCUCGAACGACUACGUUACUUGGAGACCAGAGUCGCGGAUCUCGAGGAAGCGAAUAUGUGCAGCAUCUGCAUGGAGCGUCGUCGUAUGACGCCGGCUGAAUCGAGAAAGUCUAUGGACUCACUGUCUAUGGACAAGUCAGGUACCACUUUUCAUAAAAAGAAGAAGAAGAAGAAGAAGCAUUUCAAGUCAACGCUCCAAAUCCGUGACUUCACAAUGCAACGGAGACCGCGCUCGCCGAUUGUAACUCGUCACUUGAUGGACGGACUCACGCCGUUGCAUCUGGCGGCGUACAACGGGGACAAACACUUUGCGACUGUCCUCUUCUUGGACAACCGGGGUCAAGCGAUGGUCGAUCUGGGCAACAGUCGACAGCAAACGCCGUUGCACCUGGCGACUUUGCAGGGACACUGGUCGCUCGUCGAGCUGCUGGUGCAGCACAACGCGAACGUCGGCAUCGUCAACGACAAAGGUGACACCGCGCUGCACAUUGCGAUAGCCAAGAGCCUGGAACAACAGCCUACCGAGCCUACACUCCAAUGUAGGCAGGAUUCACCGCUGAUAUAUGCCAUCUGGCAGAAGCUGGCGAGGCAAGGCGCAAAAACUGAAUUGGCAUUGGCUUGCUUCCUGGUAAGCGUGGACAAAAGUGGUACACUCCUCGAGAAGGCCAGAAACAACCAGAAGAAGACGCCGCUCAAUCUUCUGGAAGGCGCUCCACAGGCCGCUCUGCUCGCCGAUCUUUUACGCUCUUACAAAUACCAAGGUCACAGCACGCAGUUAGAGAUAGAGAACAAGCCAGCGACCAGUCACUUCGAGCCGGCGUCUUCUGGCACGAACGUCACGCCAGUCACGCGUGAUAAUGCGAACGAGACUAGAAGUCGUUCGACCGAAGGUGCGUACAGUGACGUGGAGGAGCUGUUGAAGGACGCGGAUAAAAGCAAGGCAGGCGUGGAUGUGAAGCGAGAAUUCCCCGAGAUUUAUCCUAGCGGGGUGAACGCGCGUACUCUCAUAGGCAGAGAAACGUACCUUCACGUGGCCGCGUGCCAAGGUUGGCAUGAGCUCUGCACCCUCAUUCUGAACACCGACGUGACCUCUGUGCACGCGACCGACAAGAAUGGAAAUACGCCGUUGCAUUACGCGGCAUUCGGGUACGUUGGAAAUGGUUGCUGGAUCUUCGUCAGCGUCAGUUACAUACGUGUUCUCUCUUUCAAUUACACAGGACUCAGCCUGAUAAUAGAGAUGCUGUUGUCGCGUGGCGCGGCUAUCAAUGCCGUCAACGACAGCAAAUGUAGCGCUCUACAUGUGGCGGUUAACAAGCGGCACGAGAAGGGUGUGAGGGUGCUACUGUUGCAUGAAUGCCAUGUCAAUCUCCAGAAUGCGCACGGCAAUACGGCGUUGCACGAAGCGAUCGAGAGGAAUGCGCUGAACGUGCUCGAGAUGUUGUCUGCCCAGGCGACGGUUGACUUCACACUACGGAACGACCUGGGCUGCAACGUCCUGCAUCUUGCCGCGCUCAAAGGCAACGCUCAUGCGAUGGAGAGGCUGGUUCUAUAUGCACGUAAUGCGCAAUUAGUGGACGUGAAAAGGGAGGACGGUCUCGCAGCGUUGCAUCUUGCAGCGUGGCACGGACACCGGGAAGUUUCGGCUAUCCUUCUUUCGGAGAAUCGUGGCCGCGCGAUGGUCGAUCUGCGUAACAAUCGGCGACAAACGCCGUUGCACUUGGCGACUUUGCAUGGACACUGGUCGCUCGUAGAGUUGCUAGUGUAUUACAACGCGGACCUCGGUAGCACGGACGAAGACGGUAACACUGUGCUGCACAUCGCGAUAGCCGAGAGCCUGAAGCAACAGACUGCUAUACUUACACCCGAAUAUAGGCGCGAUUCACCGCGUAUACACGCUGUAUGUCGUCCAAGUAAUAACUUUAACUUCAUCUCUUUGUUUUUGACCUCAAGGAGUACGCCAUUUUUAUCCACGCUUAUCAGGAAACAAGCUAAUGCUAAUUCAGUCGUUUGCGUUUUGCUUCUCCAGUUUCUGCCAGAAAGAAAAAAAAGACAGAAGGAGAAGAGAAACUUCGAAGCAUUUAUCUGGCAGAAACUAGAGAAGCAAAACGCAAAGACUGAAUUAGCAUUAGCUUGUUUCCUGAUAAGCGUGGAUAAAAAUGGCGUACUCCUUGAGGUCAAAAAACAAAGAGAUGAAGACGCCGCUCGAUCUUCUGGAAAGAUAGAGAACAGUCUAUCCCGCAAUCGACGUCCACUAACCCGUUAUGUUAAGCCACCCACAUAUCGGAUAGAGAACGAAGUGCAGCGGAAAAGAUUGCAUGACGUGAACAUAGCCGGUCCCAGCAACGCUUCGAAGUAUCGAGAUAGGGUCAUAGCAGGAACAAAACAGCAGAAACACAUUUGUCCUUGUAUUAGUGACUGUCAACUGGCGACAGAUGAGAUUUCCAUGACCAAUUCGGAGGAUGCAUCAUCGGAAAGCACACAAAAGGAGGGAUUAAGCGACAUGAAGGAGAACGACUCGAUUCUCGAACGAUUACGUUACUUGGAGAUCAAAUUAGCAAAUUUCGAAGAAACUGUUAUUGCUUACAUCUGCAUGGCACGUAAUCGUAACGCCAUUUUUCUUUGCGGACAUGGACAUGCGUGCGACCACUGCGCUGCAUUGCUGAAUAUUUGUCACAUGUGCCGUAUGAAAAUCAAAAAGAGGAUCACUUUGUAUUAGAAGAUUGAUAAUCGCAUUAAUUAUAAUGUUCGGACGUUGAUUCCCCAUGUGUUACGCGCGUGUACAGCAUUUUGGAAGGAAGGACGGUACCAAAGAUAAUAAUAAUGAAACUCUCUUGUUUAUACUUUUAAACAAUUCAGACUCUACGCUACUUGGGACGACAGACAUGAUUGGAGAAAUUUCCUUAUUCCCUGUAAUGCGCGUUUCUUCGGAGACACUUUGUUUAUUUGCAACGCGAAACUUUAACUGCGAUAUUAGUAUAGGAAAAUGUUCGUCAAUUGUGAUCGUAACGAUGCGUGCGUUACAUUGUGUGCUGAAAGAAAUAAACUGUAUAUUUCUUAUAGAUGAACUUUAAUCUAAUUUAAUGCAUCCCUCGUAUAUGUUUCCUUCCUUUAAAUUUUGAAUAACGAAAAAGAUUUCUCCUUCGUAGUGCUUGCUAAUCGUGUCGACAUAAAAACGAUGAACA
Messenger RNA from Vollenhovia emeryi, 5714 nucleotides. Its product is annotated as E3 ubiquitin-protein ligase MIB2-like. Gene Ontology annotation, biological process: protein ubiquitination. Lineage: Eukaryota; Metazoa; Arthropoda; Insecta; Hymenoptera; Formicidae. Gene Ontology annotation, cellular component: cytoplasm. The record is from RefSeq and is a predicted model, not a curated record. Gene Ontology annotation, molecular function: zinc ion binding; ubiquitin-protein transferase activity; protein binding.